Molecule: messenger RNA, 2378 nt
Organism: Pelodiscus sinensis (Chinese soft-shelled turtle)
Lineage: Eukaryota; Metazoa; Chordata; Testudines; Trionychidae
Source: RefSeq, a predicted model, not a curated record
GGGCCUUGCAGCCCCCCAGCACUGGCCCAGUGGGCUCCCCCAGCCUGCUGCCGCGGGCCCAUGGUGCUGGUUGGUGGAGCAGGGAGCCCCCGGCUCCGUGCUGCUCGGGGCAGACCGCGUUUCCCCAGAGCAACCCCCUGAUGUCCUGUGACUGCUGGAGGAGCCAUUCUUGAGGGACGGAUCGCUGAUCUCGCUGUGGUGGCAUGUGAGGAGCUCUCUUGCCAAGAAGGCAGCUCGCAGCUUGGGGGCCCUCACAGGGGCGGAGGCACCGUCCCUUUCCGCGAGGACUCCAGCGUGGGCGGCUGCCAGAGGACUCCAGAAUGACACUUGUUACAGUCGGCGUGAGAGGCACCCGGUGGCAAAGGCAGUAGGCACCCUGGAGCUCCCCCAAUGCAGGAGCAGGGAUGGAGCCCACCUCACCCCUGUGACGAGACCUUUCCUGCUCUGAGCAAGCCAAAGGGGAUUCCGCUGCCAGGCCCCUCAGGGGUCGGCCUGCAGCAAGACUUGUUUGGUGGGCCCCGAGGGGAGUCCCCAGUCCCACAGCUGCCUUGUUCCAGUGCCACUCGCAGACCGUGCUGACCCCCAAGCCGCCGUCUCACCUGACCGUCCCCUUGCUUGGUUCCCUCACAUUCCUCUCCCGGGGGCUGCUAGAAAAGGAUGUGAACUUUGGAAUGGAGUCCGUGAUCAGCUGGGGACUCGGAGCAUGCAUGGAACUGCCGCUGAGUAGCAGGACUGGCUGAUCACUUUGGAGACCCCUUCUCUCCUGCCUCAGGGUCGCUGGGCUUUGGCCCUGCCUGGACCCUCCAUCAUGUUCCUCCUGCUCCCCUUUGACAGCCUGGUUGUUAACCUGCUGGGGAUCUCCUUGACCGUGCUCUUCACGCUGCUGCUGGUUUUCAUCAUCGUGCCAGCCAUUUUCGGGGUCUCCUUUGGCAUCCGUAGGAUUUACAUGAAAACACUCUUAAAGAUUUUCCGGUGGGCGACGCUGCGGAUAGAGCGUGGCGCCAAGGAGAAGAAACACCCAUUGUACAAGCCCUAUGUGAAUGGUAUCAUUGCAAAGGAGCCCACGUCCCUGGAGGAGGAGAUCAAAGAGAUCCGCCGGAGCGGCAGCAGCAAAGCCCUGGACGCGCCCGAGUUCGAGCUCUCCGACAUCUUCUACUUCUGCCGCAAGGGCAUCGAGACCAUCAUGGAUGAUGAGGUGACCAAGCGGUUCUCCGCUGAGGAGCUGGAGUCUUGGAACUUGCUCAGCCGGACCAACUACAACUUCCAGUACAUCAGCCUGCGCCUCACGGUGCUGUGGGGGCUGGGCGUGCUCAUCCGGUACUGCUUCCUGCUGCCACUCAGGAUCGCCCUGGCCUUCACAGGCAUCAGCUUGUUGGUGGUUGGCACCACAGUGGUGGGAUAUUUGCCCAAUGGAAGGUGGAAGGAGUUCCUGAGCAAGCACGUUCACCUGAUGUGCUACCGGAUCUGCGUGCGCGCCCUCACUGCCAUCAUCACCUACCAUGACCGGGAAAACAGGCCCCGGAACGGAGGCAUCUGCGUGGCUAAUCACACCUCCCCCAUUGACGUGAUCAUCCUGGCCAGUGACGGCUACUACGCCAUGGUGGGUCAGAUCCACGGGGGCCUCAUGGGCAUGAUCCAGAGGGCUGUGGUGAAGGCGUGUCCCCACGUCUGGUUCGAACGCUCUGAGGUCAAAGAUCGCCACCUCGUGGCCAAAAGGCUGACGGAGCACGUCCAGGACAAGAGCAAACUGCCCAUCCUCAUCUUCCCAGAAGGCACCUGCAUCAACAACACCUCCGUGAUGAUGUUCAAGAAGGGAAGCUUUGAAAUUGGAGCCACAGUCUAUCCGGUAGCCAUCAAGUACGACCCGCAGUUUGGAGAUGCCUUUUGGAACAGCAGCAAGUACGGGAUGGUGACCUACCUGCUGCGGAUGAUGACCAGCUGGGCCAUCGUGUGCAGCGUCUGGUACCUGCCCCCCAUGAGCAGGCAGCCCGAGGAGGACGCUGUCCAGUUUGCCAACCGGGUGAAGUCAGCAAUCGCCCGGCAGGGAGGCCUUGUGGAUCUGCUGUGGGACGGGGGUCUGAAGAGGGAGAAGGUGAAGGACACGUUCAAGGAGGAGCAGCAGAAACUCUACAGCAAGACGCUCGUGGGCAACCACGAGAACCGGAGCCGGUCCUGAGCUCUCUGCCUCCAGUGCUGCCCCGGGCCCUCGGGAGCCAUGUACCCUCGGACAUGGGCUGCUCCGCCCUCUACUCCACCCUCUGGCUCUGCCCCAGAGGCACCGCGCUGCCUGCGGCCCUGAGUGGCUGCCGGCAAAGACGCCUUCUCGUUACUGUUACAGCUCAGCCCGUUGCAGGGCCAGCAUUAAACGGACACCGACA